UGGGCGGAGCGCCCAGAGCUUCCGCAGCCGCAGUAGCUGAAGCCGCAGUAGCUGAAGCCGCGGCAGCCUAAGCAGACGUGGCUGUGUGGGCUGGUUUUGUGGUGAGCCAGGCCCAAGUCUCUCCUUAAUGGCAUUGAACGGCUUCCAGCUUAAGGUCAUUGUUUAACAGAAUACAUCAACAGCUAUGCAGAAUUCUGCUCAUGUGGAUGAGUACAGCAGUUCUAUAAAUGGCAAUGCAAGCAAUGAUUCUGAGGUAGCCAUAGAGCAGACCACUGAUUUCAGUACUGAGAUUAUGAAUGUUAUAGAAAUGGAACAGUCACCUGAUGGCUCUCCCAAUGUGAAUGAAGAAAAUACAGAGGAAAAUGAAAUUUCAAAUGUAGAACUACCAGUGACAGACACUGAAGCACAAUUUCCUCCAGAAUAUGAAAAGUUUUGGAAAGCUGUAGAAAAUAAUCUCCAGGAUUUUACUGGCUGGGUAUAUUUGCUGCAGUAUGUAGAACAAGAGAAUCACUUGCUGGCUGCCAGAAAAGCGUUUGACAAAUUUUUUACACAUUAUCCAUAUUGCUAUGGUUAUUGGAAAAAGUAUGCAGACCUUGAAAAGCGCCAUGACAACAUUAAACAAUCAGAUGAGGUUUAUCGACGAGGGCUUCAGGCAAUACCUCUUAGUGUUGAUCUUUGGAUUCAUUAUAUAAACUUCUUAAAAGAAACUUUGGACCCAGAUGAUCCUGAGACAAAUAAUACAGUAAGAGGAACUUUUGAACAUGCCGUUUUAGCUGCAGGAACAGAUUUCAGAUCUGAUAGAUUAUGGGAAAUGUACAUAAACUGGGAAAAUGAACAGGGAAAUCUGAGAGAGGUUACAACUAUAUAUGAUCGUAUUCUUGGUAUUCCAACACAGUUAUAUAGUCAUCAUUUCCAGAGGUUUAAAGAACAUGUACAGAAUAACUUGCCUCGAGAUCUUUUAAGUAGUGAGCAGUUUAUUCAGCUUCGAAGAGAACUGGCUUCUGUAAAUGGACACAGUGGUGAUGAUGGUCCCCCUGGUGAUGAUUUACCAUCUGGAAUUGAAGAUAUAACAGACCCCGCAAAGCUAAUCACUGAAAUAGAAAACAUGAGACAUAGAAUUAUUGAGAUUCAUCAAGAAAUGUUUAAUUAUAAUGAGCAUGAAGUUAGCAAAAGAUGGACCUUUGAAGAAGGUAUUAAAAGACCUUAUUUCCAUGUGAAACCAUUGGAAAAAGCACAACUGAAAAAUUGGAAAGAAUACUUAGAAUUUGAAAUUGAAAAUGGGACUCAUGAACGUGUUGUGGUUCUCUUUGAAAGAUGUGUCAUAUCAUGUGCCCUCUAUGAGGACUUUUGGAUUAAGUAUGCCAAGUACAUGGAAAACCAUAGUAUCGAAGGAGUGAGACAUGUCUACAGCAGGGCUUGUACUAUACAUCUUCCAAAGAAACCCAUGGUUCACAUGCUAUGGGCUGCUUUUGAAGAACAGCAGGGUAAUAUUAAUGAAGCAAGGAGCAUUCUGAGAACAUUUGAAGAAUGUGUUUUAGGAUUGGCCAUGGUUCGUUUGAGAAGAGUAAGUUUAGAACGACGGCAUGGAAACAUGGAAGAAGCUGAGCAGUUGCUUCAGGAUGCUGUUAAGAAUGCCAAAUCAAAUAAUGAAUCCUCAUUUUAUGCUAUAAAACUAGCUCGACAUCUUUUCAAGAUACAGAAGAACCUUCCAAAAUCAAGGAAAGUGCUCUUGGAAGCCAUUGAGAGAGAUAAAGAGAACACAAAAUUAUACCUCAAUUUACUUGAAAUGGAAUAUAGUGGAGACCUCAAACAAAAUGAAGACAAUAUUCUCACCUGUUUUGACAAGGCAAUACAUGGUUCUUUGCCUAUUAAAAUGAGAAUUACAUUUUCUCAGAGAAAAGUGGAGUUUCUAGAAGAUUUUGGUUCUGAUGUGAACAAGCUUCUGGAUGCUUAUGAUGAACAUCAAAUACUCUUAAAGGAACAAGACUCUUUAAAAAGGAAAGCUGAAAAUGGGGCAGAAGAGCCAGAUGAAAAAAAAGUACACACAGAAGAUGCAAGUUUAGCAUCUACUCAGAUGAUUGAUGGAGAUAUCCAAGCUAACCAAGCUGCAUAUAAUUAUAGUGCCUGGUAUCAAUACAAUUACCAGAAUCCCUGGAAUUAUGGACAGUAUUAUCCUCCCCCACCUACCUGAUGGAAAAAAGUAUUUUAACUUCAUAAUUGGUAUUGUUGGGAGUUGAGGGGAACGCACACUUUUUUUUUAAAAUGAGGGGUAUAAACAGCAAAAUUUGAUAAUAUUUGAUAACUUGUCUUCCCUGUUCACAUGUAACUUGAUUUACUUAGUAAUUGGGACAAUAUUUCACUUAAAAGCUAAUAACAAAUGCUAUUUCUUACUUUUUACUGGAGAAUUUUUUUUUCUUAAAUUUUGCAUUAAGUGGUCUAGAAUUCUCAACACAUUUGGAACCAAGUCUUGUAGCCUUAAGAAAAAAAAAACUGACUGAAAGUCAUGUCAGUAUAGCAAGUAAUUUUGAAUAUAUAUAUAUAUCCAUAUAUAUAUAUAUAAAGGGCUGAUUAUUAAAAUGUCUUCACCUCAUCUAUCAAAAAAGAGUUCAGACUUUCAAGUAUUACACUCUGAAAAGGAUUGUGUCUUUGUUCUAACUGUCCUUGUUGUGAUGUUACAUUUACUCAGAAAUCUAAAAAGAUCUAAUCCUUAUAUGGAUAUUCAGUAAGUGAUGAAAUGUCAAAAUAUCCCUUAAAAAAUGAAAAUCAUAUUUUAAAAAUAUGGUGUUUCAGGUAGAUUUUUGUACUUAGAAUAUUCAUGUAUAACUUGUGAGCAGACUUUUUUGAUCGAACUGAUCGUUUUCAUUUUCGUAAUAAAACAAGGACUUCUAUUACAAUUGCUUAUGAAUUGAUUUUUUUUAAAAAAAAACUAUGUUUUAGAAAUUGAACUUGUGCCAAUUUAAAGCAGGCAACAAGCUGGGUAAGACACAUUUUAAUAUUCUUUAUUCAUUUUAUUUUAAAUGCCAAAAAACUCUGCUCCUUGCAUAAUCGUUAUUUUAAUACAGGUCUAAAGAGGGUUUGCCUUGCUCAUACUCAGGAGGACUUAAACCAAGAUCCCAAACUCUUUAGCCACUAACUAGUGCUGUGGACUCAAAAAUCUUUCAUUGGGUGUAUUAUUUACAUCUAGCAAGAGACCCAUUAGUCAUGAUCUAAGGAACAUUACUAAGGAGUUAUUACUACAACAAAAGCAUUUGAGUUUAAACAUAUGUGCUGCUGAAACUUUGUGUUCUGACAAAAUUAACAUUUUAUUAGGUUUUAAGUCAAAUGAGAGCAACUAUUGAAUUUCUAGUUAAGUAAAAUCUAAAAAUUUAAGACACUUGAGAGAAUCUUAGGCAUAUAUAUAGCCUAUAGGCAUAUAUAUAGCUAUAUAGCCCCAUUAAAUUCAAUGAGCCAUCCACAAUUGUUAAUGUAUUUGUUUGUAUUCAGGAUUUUCUAUUUACAAUAUGACUAUUAAAUAAUAGAAAACUGAACCCCAAUCAACCUUUUACAUAGCCUUUUCAAAAAUACAUCCAAAUCCAACUUGAGGGACAUAUUCUUGGAAAUAAGGUCAGUUCUUCAAGUAUAGACAAGGCCACAGGUAGACGUAGCUCCUUAAGUACUAAAAACUUCAAUCGAUGUCUACUAAUUCCACUUCAAAAUUGAGUUUUGCGUUUGGUGGAAUUCUGUUUGGGAAGUUAAGGUUAAAUAAAUAUAUCACAAUAGUCCAAGGCUAAAAAAGAAAGGAUCUAUUGAAUCCCCGAUCUAUAUGGAUCAGAAUAAAGCUACUUUGUAUUCUGUUCUGAAAAGAUUUUUGGGGUAUCACAAUAUAGUGAAUACUUCAAACUGAAGAAUUUCACUUUUUAGAGGGCAUGUUGGGCAAAGUACCUUUAGAAAACAGGCCCCAUUUUCAGUGGCAUAUUUGUCACAACACUUUCUGGAGGUGUUAGGCCAAGGAGAACACAGUGGUAUUCCCCUAUAUGCCAGGUAAUCCUAAUAAACUACCUGUACAAGUCCUUUCCUACACACCUAAGUGAGUAAAAGGAGAAGAGCACUUUAAAGUUUGCAAAAUGAGACAGUACUUCAGAGAGGGAUGAUUUAUGUAUGGCAUCACCACUGUCUACUCAGCAAGCAACUUCUUCAAAAGGUUGCUAUUAUUAGAGAGAUGAAUAUGCUAUGAAUGAAUGUCAAUACCAAGGAGGUUGGGUUUCUCUUUCCCAUUUGAAAGCAGAAAGGAUACUUUGCAUCAGGUUGUCCUUUCUUGCCAUAAGCCCAUUCAGGCUCAAUCUCCAGGCGAGCCUUUUCUCCUUUACUCAUUGUUAAGAGUGCUUCAUCCCACUAAAAGUGAAAACAUAGAAAAGUAUGAUAAAAUAGGAAAAUUUAGGUAGAAACUACAUAGAAAUUCAUCUAAGCAAGUUGAAACAUUCUAGGAGAUCACUAUUUCUUUAUGAACCCAUUACCCUUAUUUUAAAUAAAUCAAGUCUACUUUUACCAAGGCUUAUUUUUUUAUAACACUCGUCUAAACAUUUAUAUCCUUGUGAGGUUUUUUGCAUGUCAGAAUUGCAAUAUAUAAAAGCUUAUGGAAAAGCACAUGGAAUUAAUCCUUCAUUAGCUUUUAAGUGAAUAUCAUACAAGUGAUAAAAUUGAGUUCCCAUAGCAUUCAAGAGGUCAAUAAAAGCAGCAGAAAUGUAAGCAGGUGAAGGUUAUGUGCUAAAAAGUCUAGUUUACAAAAUUCACCUCAAACUCUGGUGAUCAACUGAAAAGCUGAUUAAGAAGCAUAAUAUGUAUACACACAUCCUUUUCAUCUGUGAAAAGGAUACAUUUAUAAAGAAUGGAACUGUCAAAUCACUAAAAUUAACACCCCAGUCCUGGAAAGAAUUCCUACUAUAUUUGGUUUUGUGCAUAAUUCUUAAAAUAUUUUAUUUUUAAUAACCUUUAAUUAGUUCCUAAGGUUUCUAUACUGCUAGCUGAUAUUUUGAGCAUUUACAGUGGAAGUAUUUGAAUGAAAACCUGACUCAACAGAAUUUGAAAGUUGCCUUGUCCCUCACUUAAUAUGAGAUGCUGUACUCUGAGAGCCAAUUCCAUGACUUCAGAAAGUCUCAAUUAAUAAAGGAAUUGAGACUUGUCCUUAUCAAAGUAUCAGAAUUCCACAUGAUUCUUGUAUUGUUCCUACAAAGUAUGUAAGGGACCUUAGAGGUCAUCAAGUCCAAAUCAUCUCAUUUCAGAGAAAUCAAAAUUGUAAUCUGUGUCUUCCUGGCUCAACACUUUCCAUAACUUUGCUACCAGUAAGCUACAUGAAAACUUUUUGUCUCUUAGGUUUAAGGCCCUAAAAGAUAAAUUAACAAGAAUUAUCAGUAACAAGAAGACAAAUCCAAGUUCAUCAUCUUAAAAGUUAAAUGUAAUUGUCUGGAAUGCAAACUAAAAAUUAAAAUUUUUAGAAAUAUUUCACUGGUCAUCCCAGGAUUUACUACUUACUAGUAAAAAAGAUAAAAGAAUUAUUCUAGAUUUGAAAGUGUAGGGCUAUUAAGGGUAAGAAUGACUUUGUCUUUGAUAGGACCUAGCACAAUGCCUUCCAUAGGACAGAAAUGCAAAUACUUACUCCUCUGAUAACUUUACCCACUCCAACUUUAAAACUUAGAGGCUUAGCAUUCUUUUUCUUCUUUGCACCUGUAAUACAAUUUUAAGAUGAUCUAUUUUUUGAGAACUUGAUUUUUUUAUUUAAACAAUAGACAGUAACCAAUUACAUUCUUGCUGAUGUCACUAUGCAGGUUUUUUGGUAGUAUAAAACAAAGUAAAAGCCAAAAAAUCAGAUGACAGAAUUCUGCUUUAAAUGUUCAAGCUUUAUUUGUUUGUUUUUUUCCCCCCAUUCUGUUAGGCUUGAAUGAAACUUAUUUCAGGCCCUAUAAUGCUGCAUCAUUCAAGGCUGGAGAAUUAAAGAGUUCUCUCAUUUCUACUCAGAUUUUGAAUUACUUUGUUGAUAUCAACUGUGAAGGCACAGUGCUAUUAAAAGCUUUUAGUCAGCCAGUGAAAAAGACUUGUUAAUAAGACAGCGUAUAUUUAUAUAGUGCUUUUUGGUUACAAAGCAUUUUCAUGUAAUUAUCUAAUUUUCUUCUCCCAAAUAUAGCCUGUAUAGAAGUGCUGAUUUUUAGAUUCAUUUAAAAACAAGGAAAAGAAAUUUGGAGACCAAAGGUUGAUUUUGUCUGGGCUAAAAUCUAGGUUUCUUGACUGCAAAUUCAGAGAAGUUUGAAGUAAACUGGUGGGUCCCAACCUGGGGGUGGGGAAGACUUAAAAUGUAAAGAGAAACAGCAAAAUCAUUACAGGGGUCUUCAGAUCCACAUGUACCAAACAUUGGCAUUUUUUAAACCUUAGUUCCAAUAAAAAAUGCAGCAUGACUUAUGUAUUACAAUUUAAAAACUGUAUAUAGAUGCGGAUAAGAUUAAUGUCAUUAAAAGUUUUUUAAAUUCAUAGUAA
Messenger RNA from Monodelphis domestica (gray short-tailed opossum), 6504 nucleotides. RefSeq names its product pre-mRNA processing factor 39 (gene PRPF39). Gene Ontology annotation, cellular component: U2-type prespliceosome; commitment complex; U1 snRNP. NCBI's taxonomy places the organism in Eukaryota, Metazoa, Chordata, Mammalia, Didelphimorphia, Didelphidae. The record is from RefSeq and is a predicted model, not a curated record. Gene Ontology annotation, biological process: mRNA 5'-splice site recognition; RNA processing. Gene Ontology annotation, molecular function: protein binding; pre-mRNA 5'-splice site binding.